Molecule: messenger RNA, 552 nt
Organism: Aphanomyces astaci
Lineage: Eukaryota; Oomycota; Saprolegniomycetes; Saprolegniales; Verrucalvaceae
Exons: 3
Coding region: 1-552 (183 amino acids)
Molecular function (GO): ubiquitin-protein transferase activity
Source: RefSeq, a predicted model, not a curated record
AUGGUCACGGCCGCCAACCAGGCGGAAUACGUGCAGCGUAUGCUCCAGUACCUCUUGUUCGAUCGCAUCCAACUGCAGCUCCAGAGUUUGCUCACGGGGCUGUUUGAGAUCCUGCCGCAGCAUUAUUUGAUCAUGUUUGACCAUAAAGAGCUCGAGCUGGUGCUGUGUGGCGUGACCGAGAUCGACGUGGUCGACUGGAAGCAGUUUACUGCCACUUCCACGACGCUUGGCCCGGGCGGCGCACAUGCGAUGCAAAUGGACUGGUUCUGGGAGGUUGUGGCCGAGUUGACGUUUCGAGAUCGAGCCAAGUUGCUGCAGUUUGCUACUGGCUCCACGCGCGUGCCAGUUCAAGGGUUCAAGGGGCUGACCAGCUACGACGGGCUCCUGUGUCCGUUUUCGGUCAAGGCGAUUCCGUAUCGACCAGGCAUCCUUCCGAGGGCCCACGCGUGCUUCAACCGCAUCGACUUGCCGCUCUACCCGACCAAGGACUUGAUGGAACAAGGCCUUCUGGCCCUGGUGCAUUUAGAAAUGUCCGACUUCACCAUGGUCUAA